GAGGCGCUUUAGUCGUGAGCGGUCGAUCAUGUUCUGCUCCGGAAAUUAAACAGUUUAUUUUUUCCAAAAAUUGUUUAUAGUCAUUUUAAUAAUUUUCUCUAAAUUGAAAAUUCAUUAUGUUCAACUGUGGAAAAUUUAGAUGACCAAACUACUUUAAAAAAUCAAACAUUUGUAGUAUGAAUUACUUCCUUCUACCGGCAUUUCAACGCUGUAGAAUUUACAAUAGAUACAAUUUGGAGAAAUGUUUGCAUCAAUUACAAGCGAGACUUUAUUAUGGAAAAUGCGAGAGUCGAAGGAACAAUCAUGUGAAUGGAAAAGAACGAAUUCCAAGAAGAAAAGUUUUAAAGGCAAAAAUAUUACGUGACUUUCGUGAAACGAAGGAGAAAGUUGGACUUUAUAUUGAGAGAGAAAAUAUAUGGACUAUUCCAAAUUUACUUUGCAUUACUCGAAUUGUAACUUCUCCCUAUCUCAGUUAUUUAAUUGUCUCCCAAGAUUAUCAGGUAGCUUUGUGGUUCCUGGGCUUCGCUGGUCUCAGCGAUUUAGCUGACGGAUGGAUUGCUCGCACCUGGACAUCGCAGGCAUCGAAACUCGGCAGUGUUUUAGAUCCGGUCGCCGAUAAACUCCUCGUCGGAUGUCUUUUCCUCUCCUUAACAUGGGUGAAUUUAAUUCCCGUUCCAUUGACAAUGCUCGUCGUCGCCAGAGACGUUGGUCUAAUAAUGGGCACAUCAUUUAUUCGCUAUCGCAGUCUUCCCCCUCCGCGCACGGUGGCAAAAUAUUUCGAUCCGACACUCGCCACUGUUCAAAUUAAACCACAUUGGGUGAGUAAAUUAAAUACGGGAGUUCAACUAAUUUUCGUCGCUGGAACACUGGCGGCUCCUGUUUUUCAGUAUGUCGAUCAUCCUAUUCUAAAAGGACUUUGCUACUUGACCGCCAUCACGACAAUAACCGGUGGUUUGAGUUAUGUUUUCUCCAAAAAUGGAUAUCGUAUUCUCAAAAAGAAAUCACGUCAUUCCUCAACACAAUAAUAAUAAUAAACGUGUAUUUAAAAUUGACAACUGUAUAUUGUAUAAUAGCAGAUAUUUACUAUUUUUAAACUAUGUACAGAAUCUUAGAAAUAUUGUGUAUAUAAAAAUAUUUUCUUCAAUGCAAA
Messenger RNA from Leptopilina heterotoma, 1150 nucleotides. It is a transcript of the gene CLS, whose product is annotated as probable cardiolipin synthase (CMP-forming). The transcript has 4 exons. Gene Ontology annotation, biological process: cardiolipin biosynthetic process. The record is from RefSeq and is a predicted model, not a curated record. Gene Ontology annotation, molecular function: cardiolipin synthase activity. The coding region runs from base 177 to 1025 and encodes 282 amino acids. Gene Ontology annotation, cellular component: mitochondrion; membrane. NCBI's taxonomy places the organism in Eukaryota, Metazoa, Arthropoda, Insecta, Hymenoptera, Figitidae.